UGGACAUUUGUCGAGAGGAAGUCAGCCGAGGUUUCUUCAGGCGUCCCUGUGGAAGUUUGGAGGAUAUUUUUUUUCUGUCUCUCGGGGAACGUUCAAGUGCUUUGGGAUGCUGGUUCCUCCGAUCCUGUGGAUACUGAGCUGCGCCUGGCUGCUGCAGACCGCGGCGGCCUCGCGGCUCAAGUCUCCCGCGCUGCCCAUCCAGUCCGAGAGAGACCCGCUGCCGUCCAAAGGGCUCUCAGGAUGUUCGUUCGGAGGUCGAUUCUAUUCCCUGGAGGACUCGUGGCAUCCAGACCUCGGGGAGCCCUUCGGUGUCAUGCACUGUGUCCAGUGCCACUGUGACCCUCAAAAGAGUCGCCGUGGCAAGGUGUUUGGGAAAGUAAACUGCAAGAACAUUAAGCAAGACUGUCCGGACCUGGACUGUGACGACCCUAUCCUGCUGCCAGGACACUGCUGCAAGACCUGCCCCAAAGGUGGAGAUGACAAGAAGCAGACCGACCUGCUGGACAGCUUCGAAUAUUUCCAUGAAAAGGGCAAAGGGAAGCUGGAUGACCUGCAUAAAUCCUACAAUGACAGAUCCUACCUGAGCUCAGAGGACAUGGGUCCUGGAGAGAGUCGCACUGAUUUUGUGGCUGUUUUGACUGGAGUGACACACUCAUGGCUGCCCAGCUCAAGCGGUGUCGCCAGAGCUCGCUUCUCUCUCACCAGAACCAGCCUGGCUUUCUCCAUCACAUUUCAAAGAAUGAGUCGUCCUGGUAAGAUCGUCUUCCUCGAUCAAGAUGGCGCUGUUGCUCACGAGUACAGAGUCCCCAAAGGACAGUCGGACAUGAUCUGUGGCGUGUGGAAGAACCUGCCCAAGCUGCUGCUGCGACAACUGCAGUCAGAGCAGAUGCGCGUCAGCAUGUCCGCGUCCACCAGCAGGCAAGAGGAAGUGGAGGGGAAGAUCAUCAAGCACAGAGCUCUGUUUGCCGAGACCUUCAGUUCCACACUGACUUCAGAGGAGCAGAACUCUGGCAUGGGAGGCCUCGCCAUGCUGACGCUCAGUGACACCGAGAACAACCUCCACUUCAUCCUCAUCUUGCAAGGCCUGGUGAAACACAAAGACAAAGAUCCCCUUCUGGUGCCCAUCCGGGUUCAACUCAUCUACCGACAACAUGUCCUGAGAGAGAUCCGUGCCAACAUCACAUCUCAUGAUCCGGACUUUGCAGAGGUGCUGACAGACCUGAACAGUCGAGAGCUGUUCUGGUUAUCACGUGGUCAGCUGGAGAUCGCCGUGACAACAGAAGGGCAAAAUCCCAAACAGAUCUCUGGAUUUAUUGCUGGCAGAAAAUCCUGUGACACCAUCCAGAGCGUCAUGUCCAGCGGAGAUGCUCUGACUCCAGGAAAGACUGGCGGAACCGGGUCAGCCAUCUUCAACCUCCACGACAACGGCACUCUGGAUUACCAGGUCCAAGUUGCCGGGCUCACGAGCGAGGUGGUCGGCCUCACCAUCGAGGUGAAACCACGCCGACGCAACAAGCGCUCGGUGCUGUACGACCUCACGCCUGAGUACAGCAAGGUCACGGGCCGAGCAGUGGGCAGCUGGAAUCGUCUGGAGGCUCGAACCAUCCACAUGCUGCUGCAGAAUGAGCUCUUCAUCAAUGUAGCCACUGCUCACAGCCAGGAGGGAGAGCUGCGCGGGCAAAUCAAGGCGCUGCUGUACAGCGGACUGGAGGCUCCCAGACACGAGCUGCCCACUCCUCUGGCUGGAUACUUUGUGUCCCCGCCUGUGAGAACAGGUGCUUCUGGUCAUGCAUGGGUGUCAGUGGACAAACAGUGUCACCUCCAUUAUGAGAUUGUUGUGGCGGGCCUCAGCAAAGCAGAUGACCUCACUGUGAACGCCCAACUGCACGGGCUGGCAGAGAUCGGAGAGCUGGAUGACAGCAGCACCACCCACAAGAGGCUGUUGACCGGCUUCUACGGCUCUCAGGCUCAAGGGGUGCUGAAGGACAUCAGCGCUGAGCUGCUGCAGCAUUUGCACAUGGGCACCGCCUUCAUCCAGGUCAGCACCAAGAUGAACCCCAGAGGAGAAAUCCGUGGACGGGUCCAUGUGCCAAACAACUGUGAGCUCGGAGCCAGAAGUUCAGCAGAGCAGUCCGAGGUUGACAACACAAAAGAGAUGCUGAAGAAAGACCCUCACACUUGCUUCUUUGAGAACCAGCACCACGCUCAUGGCUCCCGCUGGACCCCCAACUACGACAAGUGCUUCUCCUGCAGCUGCCAGAAGCGAACUGUGAUCUGUGACCCAGUUAUCUGCCCGGUUCUGACCUGUUCCAAGACCAUCCAGCCAGACGACAAAUGCUGCCCCAUAUGUGACGACAAAAUAGAGAUGGAAGAUGUGAAAACACCAGAGAAAGUGGAAGAGCAUCCUGAAGGUUGCUACUUUGAAGGAGACCAGAAGAUGCACGCUCCAGGAACAACAUGGCAUCCGUUCGUUCCUCCUUUUGGUUACAUUAAAUGUGCGGUCUGCACCUGUAAGGGAUCGACAGGCGAGGUCCACUGCGAGAAAGUGACGUGUCCGGUGUUGACCUGCAACCAUCCCGUCAGACGCAACCCCUCGGACUGCUGUAAGGAGUGUCCUGAGGAGGAGAAGACUCCAGCUGGUCUAGAGCACAGUGACAUGAUGCAGGCCGACGGACCCAGACACUGCAAAUUUGGGAAAAACUAUUACCAGAACAGCGACAACUGGCACCCCUGGGUCCCUCUGGUGGGAGAGAUGAAGUGCAUCAACUGCUGGUGUGAUCACGGAGUCACCAAGUGUCAAAGGAAGCAAUGUCCCAUACUGACCUGCACCAACAUCACCCGCCGUGAGGACUCGUGCUGUCCCGAGUGCCUUGACGAUUACGACGAUGAUCUGACCAUGAAAGUCCCUGACAAAACAAGAAACUGGAGACACUGACUUUACUGAUGGAACCCUCUGACCUCCGACUCGAUGGACCCGGAGCUGCACACUGGGCCCACUCGCCCCCCUGACUCACCUCACCCACCCUGUCACCAGCUUCAGGAUUGUAAUGAAGAAAGAAGAGCAGAAGUGGACGAAGAAUCUAAAAAAUAAAAAAAUAAAAAAAAGAAAGAAAGGAAUCAGAGACUGUAAAUCGACCACAUUCUGCUUCCAUUCUCCCUGGAAUCUUCAGUUCUCCAAAGAGCAGCUCAAACUGGUCGCAGAUGUAAAUGUAAAAAACAGCUUUGAAAGAUGUUAAUGUUUUCAAUUCCAGACGUCAAACUAGUUGGUUCAAAGCGACAGGCCUCCUGCUGAAGUCCAGCCGUAGCUACUGUCGCUCGGAUCUGUGUGACUGUGUCGCUCUGCGAGUGUGUGUGAGUUUUCAACGGAAGAACAAUAAAUCAAAUUAAUAAAUUGUAUUGAAGGCAGGUUUGACAGCGUUUCUGCUGGUUUAAUAUACUGGCCAAUUUAAAAAGAAAUGUACUGCAUCACUUGGUGGCACUCUGUGUUCUGAUGUCAUCAAUCUCCCAAAUUUGCCUGGACCGACUUUCCAUCUGUUUGUAUCAUUUUAUGGAUCAUUGUUUUAUGGUUUUCUAUGAAUAUGAAGCUGGUUUUUGUAUUUAUUG
Molecule: messenger RNA, 3603 nt
Organism: Synchiropus splendidus (mandarinfish)
Lineage: Eukaryota; Metazoa; Chordata; Actinopteri; Syngnathiformes; Callionymidae
Gene: chrd
Product: chordin
Exons: 21
Coding region: 107-2935 (942 amino acids)
Biological process (GO): multicellular organism development
Molecular function (GO): protein binding
Source: RefSeq, a predicted model, not a curated record